AUGUCCCCUCACACCAGAGACCAGGACAACACCUGCUGGUCCCCUCACACCAGAGACCACAUGUCCCCUCACACCAGAGACCAGGACAACACCUGCUGGUCCCCUCACACCAGAGAGCAGUUCCGCCGCUGGUCCAUCAGUGUGGGUCCGCGCCUGGAGGCCACUGCUGCCCCACAUGGUGCUGGUGUUCAGUCCUGGUUCUUCCGUGUGCAGAUGGACAGUUCUCCGGUGGAGGAGCUGAUGGAGAUCACGGCGCAGAGUCUUCUCGACCUCGAGAUCCACGAUCGAUUUAAAGUCGUUAAAGAAAUCGGGCGCGGGAAAUACGGCCACGUCCUGCUGGUCACACACCGCUGUAAAGGGACCCCGAUGGCCCUCAAAGUGAUGCCGAGGGCCUCCACGCAGCUGCAGGGGUUCCUGCGGGAGUACUGCACGUGUCUGCAUCUGUCCGGGCACCCGUCCAUCGUCACACUCUUUGGCAUCGUCUUCAAAACUGCAGAGUUUUACUGUUUCGCACAAGAACUGGUGACAGGACCAGACCUGCUCAACGUCAUACAGCCAAAGGUGGGCCUCUGUAUAAGUGUCCCUGUGCUCCCUCAGGUGGGCCUCUGUAUAAGUGUCCCUGUGCUCCCUCAGGUGGGCCUCUGUAUAAGUGUCCCUGUGCUCCCUCAGGUGGGCCUCUGUAUAAGUGUCCCUGUGCUCCCUCAGGUGGGCCUCUGUAUAAGUGUCCCUGUGCUCCCUCAGGUGGGACUCUGUAUAAGUGUCCCUGUGCUCCCUCAGGUGGGCCUCUGUAUAAGUGUCCCUGUGCUCCCUCAGGUGGGCCUCUGUAUAAGUGUCCCUGUGCUCCCUCAGGUGGGCCUCUGUAUAACCGUACCUGUGCUCCCUCAGGUGGGACUCUGUAUAAGUGUCCCUGUGCUCCCUCAGGUGGGCCUCUGUAUAAGUGUCCCUGUGCUCCCUCAGGUGGGCCUCUGUAUAACUGUACCUGUGCUCCCUCAGGUGGGCCUCUGUAUAAGUGUCCCUGUGCUCCCUCAGGUGGGCCUCUGUAUAACUGUACCUGUGCUCCCUCAGGUGGGCCUGCCGCAGCCCGCGGUGAAGCGUUGUGCGGUGCAGAUUUCCAGUGCGCUGGAGUUUGUGCACAGCCGAGGCCUGGUUCACCGCGACGUGAAGCCGGAGAACGUGCUGCUGCUGGACGCCGCCUGCAGCCGAGUGAAGCUGGCGGACUUCGGCCUCGCUCAGAGACGUGGCGCCUACAUCCGCUUCGUCAGCGGGACGCUGCCCUACAGCGCCCCCGAGCUGUGUGCGCGGGUACUGCGCCCUGACGGAGGCGUGGCCGCGCCCCCCCUCAGGGUGGAGCCCGCUCUGGACUCAUGGAGCUUUGGGGUCCUGCUGUUCUGCAUCACCACAGGCCUGUUCCCCUGGGAGACCUGCUGCCACAGCGACAGCUUCUACAGAGACUGGAGCGAGUGGGGCGGGGGGGCGGAGGGGGAGGAGGGGGAGGAGGGGGAGGCUGCCCCUCCCCUCUGGACCCGCUUCACUCCGGUGGCGCUGCAGAUGUUUCGGCAGCUGUUGGCGGUCGACCCGGAGCAGCGCAGCGGCGUGCUGCAGGUGAAGGCCUUUGUGCAACAUGAUUGGCUCAAACAGAACACGCCCCCAGAGCAGGCCCUGCCCACACCGCCCUGA
Molecule: messenger RNA, 1677 nt
Organism: Knipowitschia caucasica
Lineage: Eukaryota; Metazoa; Chordata; Actinopteri; Gobiiformes; Gobiidae
Source: the annotation of a GenBank genome assembly